AUGGCAAGAAGAGGAGGAAGAAAUCUAAGAACUAAAGCAUUCAAGGGUGGAUUUCAUGCGUCGGCGGCAAUACCUAAAAGAGACUUAACCAUACAGACAAACCAUCGUGAUGGCGGGUUUACUGAAGGUUUAGUAGCUUCAUCUGGUUAUGACUAUAAUAGAAAUUAUGAUACCUAUGUUGAUGUUGGCGAAGGUUUCCCUGUAUCAGAAGUAAGAGCGCACGUUCACGACGCAGUCUAUUCUUUAUUGAGGAUGGAUCUAUCUUUUGGUGAUAUAAAACGUCUUUCUCAUGUCAACGAAUCGUUUUUAGAAACAACCUUUAAGGAGUUAGGGCUCAACAUACCAAAGGAGCCAUCCCUAGUAACAACACGACAGAAAUUGCCCCACAAUGCUCCUCCCAACUCAUUAAGCGAACCCUGUCAGUCAAGAGGAGACCAGGCUACAGCAUUCGAAGAGUCUAUUGAAAUUGCAGAACUCAAGCGGAGUGUGCAAGAAAUCAGGACAGAGUUAAUACAAUCGGAAACGACUCAAAAGCUUCAAGAAUCGGCCGUAGCAGAAACAGAGGAGAAGUUCCCAGAGCUAGAAAAAAAAACCAUUCCAGGCACCGUUGAAGAUGAAUCCGGAAAAAAAUUGAUCAAAUCUGAUAGCUCAUUCUAUCAUGAUCCUGAAUUUCGUUUCUUUCACACCGCUUCACUUGUCGCGGUUGAGAAGAAACCAACUAUUACAAGCAUUGUCGACCGGCGAAAUACCACAUUGCAAUGCGUGAAUGAGGAGACCGACUCUACUAUUGAUGAGCGUAGAACGAAAAGAAAAAAAGAUCGGGGAAAAACAGAAGCAGAAGGUAUAUCAGAUAUCAACGAUACCAAUAAACGCUCUCUCAAACAAACUUCCGUCGUAAAAAACUCUGCUAUAUGCGAUUCCAGUUUGUUUGACAGGCCUGUCUCAUUUGUAACAGAAAAUGAUCUUUUGAGUAUUGAAUUAGAGGUAAGGACGCUAAUGCUCAAAACGAAAACAGAGAUCUUCAAAUUAUCUGGUCUUAUGAAUGAUAAAAGUGUUAAGAAGCAAUUAAGCGACCCCCGAGUAAGACGAAGUUUAUUAAGGACAAGGGACGAAAUAUUUGACGAUGUUAGUAGACUUUUCAGUGAUUUAUUAACAGAACAAAACGACUGA
Saccharomyces eubayanus is the source of this 1170-nucleotide messenger RNA. RefSeq lists its product as uncharacterized. NCBI's taxonomy places the organism in Eukaryota, Fungi, Ascomycota, Saccharomycetes, Saccharomycetales, Saccharomycetaceae. The transcript has a single exon. The record is from RefSeq and is a predicted model, not a curated record. Bases 1 to 1170 code for a protein of 389 amino acids.